Messenger RNA from Gilbertella persicaria, 1707 nucleotides. RefSeq lists its product as uncharacterized. Gene Ontology annotation, biological process: carbohydrate metabolic process. The record is from RefSeq and is a predicted model, not a curated record. NCBI's taxonomy places the organism in Eukaryota, Fungi, Mucoromycota, Mucoromycetes, Mucorales, Choanephoraceae. Gene Ontology annotation, molecular function: phosphotransferase activity, alcohol group as acceptor; kinase activity. The transcript has 2 exons. The coding region runs from base 1 to 1707 and encodes 568 amino acids.
AUGGCAGCGCAAGAAAACUACUUUAUUGGUAUUGAUGUAGGGACAGGUUCUGCUCGUGCAGCUAUCAUCGAUAUGCAAGGCCAUCUUGUCAGUAUAGAUGUGCAGCCAAUUUUAUUACAUAAUCCCAAACAUGAUAUUUAUCAGCAAUCUUCGGACAAUAUCUGGUUUAGUAUUGUACGCUGUGUUCAUACUAUUAUGGAGAAAACAAAACUUAAGUCGGAUCAAAUCAAAGGUAUUGGUUUUGAUGCUACUUGUUCCUUAGUUGUGUUGGAUAAAAACGGUAGUCCUCAAUCUGUGGAUGAGUCGAGCCAAUUCUCAAACAAUGAUUAUAAUAUCAUUUUAUGGGCAGACCAUCGAGCGAUCAAUCAAGCCAACCGCAUCAAUGCUACACAUCACCCAGUAUUGCGCUAUGUAGGCGAUACAAUCAGUCCUGAGAUGGAAACACCUAAGACAUUGUGGCUGAAAGAGACUUUGCCUGCAGAGAAAUGGGAUCAUAUUGGUCAUUUGAUGGAUCUACCUGACUUUCUGACUUGGCGUGCAACAGGAUCAACCACCAGAUCAACAUGUUCAUUGACAUGCAAGUAUUCCUAUUUGCCCCGUUUAGUAGGCCAAGGAUGGGAACCUAGCUUUUUUGAAGAGAUUGGUUUGGGUUGCUUGAUAGAUGAAGAAUUUUCUCGUAUGGGAGGUCAAGAAACACUCGAAGCAGGUGAUCCUGUAGGUUAUGGAUUGACAGCACAAGCAGCUGAGGAAUUAGGCUUGUUACCCGGCACACCUGUUGGGUCUGCUAUCAUUGAUGCCUAUGCAGGUGCAAUUGCCACAUUAGGCGCAACAGCUAAUGUUAAGGAAAAAGAAGCGAUGCUUGCUGGACUCAAGGUGCAUGGACCAAGUCGUUUAGCUAUCAUUAGUGGCACAUCAAGCUGUCACAUUACCAUGUCUCCUGAACCCAUUUUUGUACCUGGUGUUUGGGGUCCUUAUCGAUCUGUAAUGGUGCCUGAUAUGUACUUUGCGGAAGGCGGCCAAUCGUCCACUGGUCAAUUAAUUGACUUCAUCGUCAAUUCUCAUCCUGCUUUGUUGGAGGCACAACAAAAAGCUCAAGAAGCUUCUCUCAAUUUGCACGCUUUCUUAAGCCAGCAUUUAGUGACGUUACAAAAGCAGCGCAAGCUUACCUACUUGGAUAACCUUACACAGCACUUACAUAUCUAUCCUGACUUUCAUGGCAAUCGAUCCCCUCUAGCAGAUCCAUCCUUACGUGGUACAGUUGUGGGUAUCUCGCUCGAUAAAAGCAUUGACGACUUAGCCUGUAAAUAUUUGGCUACAUUACAAGCAAUUGCAUGUCAAACUCGACACAUUAUCGAGACAUUGAAUGCGCAAGGAUACACUAUUGAUACAUUGUGUAUGUCAGGUGGUCUUUGUAAGAGUUCAUUGUUUAUGCAAAUCUUGGUAGAUGCUACUCAAUGCCGCAUCAUUAUGCCAGAGUCUAUUGAAGGUGCUGUUGUAAUCGGUGCCGGAUUUCUAGGUGCCAAGGCUUCUGGCCUUAUUUCCAACGAUUUAUGGAAUAUAAUGGUGCAAAUGGGGAAAGCAGGAACCACCGUGUUACCCAACAAGGAUGAGAAAAUCGAGCAGAUUUAUUCACGUCGCUAUCAAGUAUUUUUGGCCAUGUUAGAAGACCAAAAAAAAUAUCGCAAGCUAAUGGCGGAGUGUGAAUAA